GAUCAGUUCAUGACAGCUUCAACGUUGGGCAACAGCAGAAGAGCGUGGAAGCGGAUUGGAGCGCAGCAAAGGUGCAGCUUUUGGUCAGAUACGUCUUCGCAUACGAUACACACUUGCUACCUACUCGCGCGCUGCCGUCACAACGCUCACCAUGACCGCGGAAUCCUCCAGCACAGACAUCUGGUCGGAUAUUCUCAGGAGCGCAGACAGGUCCACAGCGGGAAGGGAUACUUAUAGGAGGAAGAAUGUGAUUGUGCUCUCCGAGAAGAAGCAUGGUCGGCGGCAUCUCAUAGAUCAGCUCGUCGAAGCGUCCGGAUCUUCAUCGAGGCGCAAACAGAGGCAAAAGGUGGCCCAGCCAGUCAAACCUAGCCCAGUCUUAGCUAUGGGUUACAAUAUCCUUGAAGUGAAGGACGAAGCGGGCGAGGAGGACAUCGCCCCGCCCAUCUCCAUCUUUUACCCCCCUUCCUCUCAUCGAUCCAUGUUGCGUCUCAUCCCGCAUUCUUUACCGCCAAGCAGCUUCGCCGACACAGCAGUGGUCAUUGUUCUGGACUGGACAAGACCGUCGUCUAUGGUCAAAGAAAUCGUCAUGUGGUUGGACUGGGUUGAGAGGUGGGCGAGUGACAGUGCGGCGAGAGGUCAAGGCGAAGAGAUGAGGGAUAGAUUACAAUCCCACAUUCAACAUUAUUCUGAACCGAAUCCCACCGCUAGCGGACCAUCCACAGCCGCCGGUCCCACGACCCCCUCCCUUCCUUCAUUAUCCUCGACCUAUGGCUCUGGCCCGUUACUUCCUCUUGGCCCUGGGACACUUAUCCUCAACUCUCAUGGCGUGCCCAUCAUCGUCGUAUGCACCAAGGCCGAUUUAAUGGACAAUGUCGCCGAGGAAAUGGGUAUGAAAGGCGCAGGAUGGGAAGAGCGGACGGAUUGGAUUCAACAAGUCUUACGGACCAUCUGUCUUGCAUAUGGCGCUGCACUGUUCUACACUGCCCCUACACAACCUCAGACCUACACCAAUCUCCGUCGAUACCUCCUGCACAGAUUAUACACCAUACCACCACCACUGAACCCCACUUCCGAUACACCGCUUCCCACCGCCUCUUCAUCCCGAUUCCCAUUCUCACAUCGUGCAAACGUCCUUGACAGAGAUGCCAUCAUGGUCCCUACAGGAUGGGAUUCAUGGGGGAAAAUAAAUGUUCUCAGAGAAGGCUUUGACCCUGACCAAGUGAAUAAAGCUUGGCAAGUCAGCUUGAGAAGGGUCAGAGAUGGUGAGGAGGAGGGAGAUGACGAAGAGGGUUUGGAGGAUCUUUGGGUGGGCAUGAUCCCGGAUAUCGAGAGCGAGCCCAAGCGAACCGACCUUCACGCCAUUACGACCACAUGCGAGCCUGAGCAAACGUUCCUAGCUCGUCAAUUGGACAUUCUUCAAAAGGAUCCGAAUAGAGAUCCGCGAGCUUCCUUCAGACAAGCAGCAGCAGCCGUCUCAGCUUCAGCCGCCAAUGCUGGGUCACCAUCCAUCGCCAUUACGCAAAACACCAGCGAGAGUGGCGUUGUCGGACCCAUGGGCGCAGGUGGACUCAAUCUGCCCGGGGUCGAAAAAGCAAUGGCUGAGAUGGAAGGUGGGAGCGCAGACGACCUGAAAGAGAGGUUCGCAAAGCUCGGCAGGAGAGAAUCUACUCGUCCUGGUGGGCCUUUAUCACCUACGUCACCUGGUAAUCCCGGUACAACUGCUGUGCCGAAUGAAGCCCUGCACAACUUUUUCCAAGGCCUGCUCGCUACGAAGGGUAAGACAAGCACGAGCUCCACUGCGAGCACAAAACUGGCACCUUCGCCGCAAGUUUCUGCAAAGUCGCAGAACGGCGAUGUCUAGGAUUGGCAGAACGCGCAGAGGGCGAAGGGAUGCGAGUUUUAUCAGCUGCUUAGACACCACGGAUAA
Molecule: messenger RNA, 1927 nt
Organism: Kockovaella imperatae
Lineage: Eukaryota; Fungi; Basidiomycota; Tremellomycetes; Tremellales; Cuniculitremaceae
Product: dynein light intermediate chain-domain-containing protein
Exons: 10
Coding region: 152-1861 (569 amino acids)
Biological process (GO): microtubule cytoskeleton organization; microtubule-based movement
Cellular component (GO): cytoplasmic dynein complex; centrosome
Molecular function (GO): dynein heavy chain binding
Source: RefSeq, a predicted model, not a curated record